AUGGACACAGCGUACAUAGAUGAUCCGCUUGAGCUAGUCAAGCAGAAAGCAACGACAAGCGCGGCACUGUUCCCGGCGGCGGCAAGCGCCAUUGACGGGCUAUAUCGCACAGGCGGGUCCUCCAAGGGCCAGGGAAUCCAGAUCGUGACGACUACCGACAGCAAGUGUCUGCGGUCGUGGACGUUCCCACCAAGCGUACGGUUCGCGUGCCCAGCCAAAUACUACGGCAAAUCGGGCUCUGAUUCACUGGUCUACGUUGCUUUGCAUGCUGGCGACGAAAUCGGCCCUGACGAGCAAGGGUGCGUGGUGUGGCGGUGGACCGACAAGGGCAUCGAGAGCGUCGGGCUCGAGGAGAAGAUUUCGCACACACUGCCGCGGUCUGUGUUUGGUCUGGAGCCCAACAUUACACGCGACGGACACCUGCUGGCGAUCCACACUGACGGUACGAUGGCACUCUUCCAGGGAUCUGUGGCAGAUAAGGACGCGCAGGUUGUUUGGUACCAGAUGGUAGCCGAGUGGGUGUCGGGCGACUACCGGCUUGUGGUUGCAUUGGUGCGGGCUCCUGACAGCGAGAUCGAGGCCGCAUUCUCAUACUACGUCUCCUUGGUUGUGAUCGAUGGAGCUGAGCGCACCAUUGCCGAGGUCGGCACGACACGGAUCAACCCAAAGUUUGUGCCCACGCAGCCACUGGCAUGUGCGUACGAUGCCGAGAUUGGCUCCCUGGCACUUCUGAGCGCCUCGGGCGUAUUCUCGCAGCUGAGCCUCAGCCUUGGUAGCUCGGCACUCGACGAUGCAAUCCUGCUGCAGGCCCGCAAGGAAGUGUUGCUGCGCGGGUUUGUGCCCUGCGGCAAGACCGCCAGCGAUGAGGACGUACCAAUGACAAACAUGUUAGUGAACUCGCAGGUGUCGCUAGUGUCGCUGACCGAGAAGUAUGUGGCCAUUGUUGGCACGCACAGCGUCAUGUCGCAUAACGCCAAGAGCCCAUAUGCAGCGGUCCUGACGCUCUGGGAUCUGCAGUACGGUUGCUUGCACGCCGAGCAGGCGCUGUCGGUUAACCAGGCGUUCCUUGGUAACAAGGGCGACUCGGUACCGCGCCUUGUGUACCAGACGCAGCCUCUGAGCGCGCGCUUAACCGAGACGGGCUUGCCCAGCGACCAGAUCUCGGUGGCAAUGCCGAGUCGGCAAGGCACCAAGCCUGCGUCGCGCAGCAAGCGCUCGUUGGCUCUGGCUAACAGCAGCGUGGCCUGGGACGUGAGCACAUUUGCCACAUCCAUGUUUUUGCCGCCUGUGACGCUGCUGGCUUCGCUGCGGCUCCAAAACAAUCCAAAGUACUUUGUCGACCCUGAGCAGCAGACGCGCAGCGCCAGCAACGUGCACUCAUCCAACAUUCUGCUGCACGAAGAGCAGGAGCAAGGGCUGGGUGUUUUGCGCAGCGGCUGGGAGGCUAUCGUCGACGGCACGGCCAAGGUGUCCGGCAGCCAUGCUCAGGCGAUUGAGCGCGCUCUGGACCAGAUCACUGACCGGCGACUGACCACGCAGCAGAAGGAGAACGAUGUUCUGCUGAAGUUGGCCAGCGUUGCUGAUGACAUCGACAGCGACCAGUACACGCAGCUGUUCAUGGGCCAUCUGGGCGUUGCGGCCAACGGCAGCGUCAAUUCACAGGCGCCGACCUGGAUCUCGGCACACCUGAUGACGACAGUGAUGCGCCGCUGCUUUGCCGAGCCCCUGGGCGCCCUGCGUGCUGCCCGCCGACCUGUGUUUGCCCCGCGCGUUAUUGAGCUUAUGCUUGUGAACUGCGGCCUGGCCAAUGCACACGCUCCUGCACCCGGCCUGCUGCCGCACCUGACCGCCCGCGUCGAUGCUGAAAACACAAAGAUUUUGACGCAGAGCGACGCCUGGGACCUUGUCAACAUUGCUCUGCGUCGCUGCCCCGAUCUGCCUGAGGGCCAGGUCAUUGGUGUGCUGCAGUUCCAGCUUGACCAUUACACACAGUAUCUGCCACAGCUGUUUGUCAGCUCCGAGGAUGCGCAGAUGGACGACGAUCUAAAGAGAAUCGAGAACGACAUCGCGCUGGUGGUGGCUGCGAUCGUGGAGAUCUUGGGAGACCACGACGCCUUGCGUACUGCGCUGGCGGAGCUGUCUAUGGACCACGUCGCCUGCAUUGUGCGACUGCUGGUGGUCUGGAUGGACUCGUGGACUAAGCUUGGUGCCAAUGUCGAACUGGCUGCCAGUUCCAAGUUUGUGUCGACCACCACUGUGGACCGCCUGCGUGGACUGAUCGAUGCUGCCGACGCCGACGAAGACAGCAAGCUGUCGCCAGUCGCUCAGACUCUUUCUCAGGCCAGCUCGCAAAAGCCUGCAUCAUUGGAUGGGGCCGGCAACGGCAGCAAGUCUUUGGCUCGCGAGCUGACACGCGACUGGGCACCGCAGCUGACCCUGCCUGAGUCCCUGGUAGGCGUGCCUGAGCUCAGCCGUGUCGUCGACUUUGUUUCGCUGUUCCUGGACGCCCAUGUGCGGCGCAUUCUGCUGACUAGCGACAUGCAUGUUUUGGUUGAGCAGCUGGCCGUCGCCACCAGCCAGGCCCUGGCUGUGUCUGAGCAGCUCCGGGUGCUGGCUGUGGGCUUGCUGCCGUUCAACAUUAUCUGGGAGGAUCAGCAGGCUGAGCGCGUCGCCAAGGAUCUGGAGCUGCAGCGGCGUGAGCUGGGCCUGGAGGAGAUUGGCGGCGUGUACUGGGAGCGCGUGCAGAAGCUGGAGCGGUACCGCGUCGAGGUCAUGCAUUGGUAAAGCGGGCCUCAGUUCUCUUAUGGAUUUCUUUCUUUCAUUUCAAAAAUAUAAGUGUCCAGUCU
Messenger RNA from Linderina pennispora, 2846 nucleotides. RefSeq lists its product as uncharacterized. Gene Ontology annotation, cellular component: nucleolus. Gene Ontology annotation, biological process: maturation of SSU-rRNA. The coding region runs from base 1 to 2784 and encodes 927 amino acids. Lineage: Eukaryota; Fungi; Kickxellomycota; Kickxellomycetes; Kickxellales; Kickxellaceae. The record is from RefSeq and is a predicted model, not a curated record. The transcript has 7 exons. Gene Ontology annotation, molecular function: RNA binding.